AUGCCUGGAUUUGCAGAUCCAUCAGACCUAGUGGCUGCUGGCUGGCGAAAGCGAAAACGCGAUCAUGAAGACUCCGCAACAUUAACAAAGCCUCCAACUUUCGGGCACUACCGAGUAGAUCGCCCCGAUCGGGAGAGUAACUGUUCAUUGCCCCUAUCCCGACAUCCAACAGAGACGGACGAUCUCUCUUUUCGCCCGCGCUGUCUCCCUCGAAAGCGUCGCCAUGUUCAGACACCUUACCUAACUCUCCCCACACAUCAACAAUCUUCUCUCCUCUCUCCAAAUGUCUACGCCUCGCCACAAGACCCUUACUCUCCGCCCGUUUCGCCAAAGUCUCUCGUCCCGCUACCUUACCCUACAACAUCCCCUUCAGCACUUCGUCCCUGUCACAUCUGUCACCGCCGUCCCACGACACGGCAGGUACUAGAUGCGUAUGCGGACUGCGAUCUUUGCGGUGAAAGAGCUUGCUUUAUCUGUCUUCGCCAGUGCGAUGCCCUAACAUGUCCGGGCAUCAACCCAAGCACCAAGGCCCUCCAUCAAUCAGAUAUCUACACUCCAAACGAGACUCUUGAUAUUUCGGAUACAGUUUCUCGCCGGAAGAUAUGCUCCAGCUGUGCUGUUGAGGGCGUUACUGAGGCGGGAAUGGAAAUUGUCCGAUGUCUCGAUUGCGUCCACGGUCAUGCUGCUACGUCGUGGUCCACUAGAUCUAUGCCGUCUGGUUGGCCAUUGGAUGCAAUGAACCUUGAUCGGAUGAAUGGAUAA
Molecule: messenger RNA, 762 nt
Organism: Penicillium angulare
Lineage: Eukaryota; Fungi; Ascomycota; Eurotiomycetes; Eurotiales; Aspergillaceae
Exons: 2
Coding region: 1-762 (253 amino acids)
Source: RefSeq, a predicted model, not a curated record